AUGGAUGGAGGGAGAGCAGGAGGAGGAGGAGGACCACGACGACGCCGCCGCCAUGCAUGGACCCAUAUUUCUGAUGAUAUAAGAGCAACUUUGGUGGACCAUGUCAUCAACCAUGGCCUGACCAUGAGGGAAGCUGGGCAGAGAGUCCACCCACAUCUAAGCCGCUUCACAGUGGCAUCUGUAAUAAGAACAUUCCGACUAGAAAACAGAAUGACUCAAAGACCUUCUGGGGGAGGACGCCAAUGCCUGUUCACACAACAGCAGGAACUUGCCGUUGUGGACCUAGUGAGGGCAGACAAUGCCAUCCGUCUCCACCAGCUACGAAAGACAAUACUUGCAGACAGGCAAGUGCUCAACAACAUAACCCAUGUGAGCAUCACCACCAUCAGACGCAUCUUGGGAAAACACAGCAUCACCAUGAAGCAGCUCUACAGAGUCCCAUUUGAGAGGAACAGUGACAGGGUCAAAGGACGUCGAGCUGAAUAUGUACGGAGAAUCUUGGCCAUGGAUGGAGCUGCACAGCCUCAUGAAUUCAUUUUCAUUGAUGAAGCUGGAUUCGACCUGUGCAAAACAAGACGACGGGGUCGUAAUGUAAUUGGCCAAAGGGCAAUUGUGCACGUCCCAGGGCAGCGCGGGGGAAAUAUCACAUUGUGUGCCACCAUAAGCCUUCGAGGGCUUCUGCAUCAUCAUGCAAAACUAGGACCAUACAAUAGCCAACAUAUACUCACAUUUCUAGGUGCUCUCGAUAAUAUAGUUGUACAAAACAGCCCAGAUCAGCCCAGGUUUGUGGCAAUGGCACAGGCCUGCAGCGACAUUCAGGUGACCGCAAUCCAUGGAUGGUUUCGACAUGCAAGGGGAUAUUUUCCCCGGUGCCUAGCGGGAGAAGACAUUGCUUGCGAUGACAAUGAGGUCCUGUGGCCAGACCCCAACAGACGGCGGGAUCCAUGA
Oreochromis niloticus (Nile tilapia) is the source of this 948-nucleotide messenger RNA. RefSeq lists its product as uncharacterized. Lineage: Eukaryota; Metazoa; Chordata; Actinopteri; Cichliformes; Cichlidae. The transcript is spliced from 4 exons. Gene Ontology annotation, molecular function: nucleic acid binding. The record is from RefSeq and is a predicted model, not a curated record. Bases 1 to 948 code for a protein of 315 amino acids.